This is a messenger RNA of Thalassophryne amazonica, 1221 nucleotides long. It is a transcript of the gene foxq1a, whose product is annotated as forkhead box Q1a. The record is from RefSeq and is a predicted model, not a curated record. Gene Ontology annotation, biological process: cell differentiation; regulation of transcription by RNA polymerase II; anatomical structure morphogenesis. The transcript has a single exon. Gene Ontology annotation, molecular function: DNA-binding transcription factor activity, RNA polymerase II-specific; RNA polymerase II cis-regulatory region sequence-specific DNA binding. NCBI's taxonomy places the organism in Eukaryota, Metazoa, Chordata, Actinopteri, Batrachoidiformes, Batrachoididae. Bases 344 to 1132 code for a protein of 262 amino acids.
AAAUCACAUUAACACAGUAUUAAAGUGUCUGUUCAGUUCCCUUUAGUCGAACAGCAGCACCGAAGGUUUAAUCAUUCCUUUUGGGUUUGCACGACGCGUGUUUUGUGAUACUUUAAAAUGAUGUAGCCCCGCCCUCUUGGGUUGGUCCUGAGGUGAUCUGGAUAUAAAACACUCCUUAAACAUACUGUAGGUGAGAAGGGCUUGAGAGCUCGGGCAGGUGUGGGAUCAGACCCGCACGACUCGGAUUUCCAGUUUGGCACUUGCGCGCCUUGACGCGCAAACUCCGGCCAGCUUUGCGUCACCUGCACCUCUGCGGAGGAGAAGGAGGAGGAAUAAUCACAGCAUGAAGCUGGAGGUGUUGCGGAGGAGCCACGAUGACGGGAAAGCUGUGGAGCUGUCCAGUGAGGCAGAGAUCAGUGCGCUGUCGCCUGUUUGUGCUGAGGAGGAGCUGGGGUCGGAUGAAGACUCCGUGGCGCACAGCCCUCCACCGCUGUGCGUCAAAAGCAAGGGAAGGACGUACACACGGAGACCCAAACCCCCCUUCUCAUACAUCGCUCUCAUCGCCAUGGCGAUCCGUGAUUCCCCCUCCGGACGUCUGACUUUGGCUGAAAUCAAUGACUACCUGACGGAGAAGUUCCCGUUCUUCAGGGGCAGCUACACCGGAUGGAGGAACUCGGUUCGGCACAACUUAUCUCUGAACGACUGCUUCGUCAAAGUGCUCCGCGACCCUGCGCGGCCCUGGGGAAAGGACAACUUCUGGAUGCUCAACCCUCACAGCGAGUACACGUUUGCUGACGGGAUGUUCCGGCGCAGGAGAAGGCGCAUCGGUGGAAAGAGCAGCAAGGCGCCCGAGGACGCGUCGGAACAGGAGCGCGCACCCGGAAGCAAAACACAAUCCAAGUUCACCAGCUCCUUUGCUAUUGACACCCUCCUGAGCGAACCGUUCAGGGUGAGCGCAGAGAAGGAGCUGGAUGAUUUACGCACGGCUGCGGUCAUGUGGCCGCAGUGCGCACAGUUAACACCCCAUCAUUCAAACCUGUCACCUGCAGGCGUCAAACGCGUGGAUUUAUGGGGAGAAAUGCUGCUUUCACGAACAGUCCAUUUUCAGAGCGGAAUUUGGACUCAUUUUUAAUUAGGUGAAGGAGGCGGAGUAAUAAAAAGACCUUUAAAUUUGGAUUUGACACGAGUUAAAGCACAGUUUGUUGUCGUGUUUUGUUUUUA